Molecule: messenger RNA, 3720 nt
Organism: Monopterus albus (swamp eel)
Lineage: Eukaryota; Metazoa; Chordata; Actinopteri; Synbranchiformes; Synbranchidae
Gene: prmt8a
Product: protein arginine N-methyltransferase 8-B
Exons: 10
Coding region: 127-1047 (306 amino acids)
Biological process (GO): chromatin remodeling; peptidyl-arginine methylation, to asymmetrical-dimethyl arginine
Cellular component (GO): plasma membrane
Molecular function (GO): histone methyltransferase activity; protein-arginine omega-N asymmetric methyltransferase activity; protein-arginine omega-N monomethyltransferase activity
Source: RefSeq, a predicted model, not a curated record
CAACCCUCCAGUUGGGAGACAACUGCUGGCGGGACUCAACUCAAGGGAGAUGUUAUACUUAAGCGCCACACACAAACUAGACUUGAUGGAGAAUGCCGUGGAACUGCUGCAAGUUUGAUUAAGGAGAUGCUGAAGGACGAAGUGAGGACACUCACCUACAGGAAUUCCAUGUACCACAACAAGCACAUCUUCAAGGACAAAAUAGUGUUGGAUGUUGGAAGCGGGACUGGGAUCCUAUCCAUGUUCGCAGCCAAGGCAGGGGCAAAGCACGUGUAUGGGAUUGAAUGUUCCAGUAUAUCAGAGUAUUCAGAGCGGAUCAUCAAGUCCAACCACCUCGACAGUGUGAUCACCAUCUUCAAAGGCAAAGUAGAGGAGAUGGAGCUUCCUGUGGAGAAGGUUGACAUCAUCAUAUCUGAGUGGAUGGGCUACUGCCUCUUCUAUGAGUCAAUGCUCAACACUGUCAUCUUUGCCAGGGACAAAUGGCUGAAACCCGGUGGAUUGAUGUUCCCUGAUCGUGCCUCUCUGUAUGUGGUGGCCAUAGAAGACAGGCAGUAUAAAGACUUCAAAAUACAUUGGUGGGAGAACGUAUAUGGAUUUGACAUGACCUGUAUCCGUAAUGUGGCCAUGAAGGAACCACUGGUGGAUGUAGUAGACCCCAAACAGGUGGUGACCAACUCCUGCCUGGUCAAGGAGGUGGACAUCUACACAGUAAAGACUGAGGAUCUCUCAUUCACCUCAGCAUUCUGCCUUCAGAUCCAGAGGAAUGACUACAUCCAUGCAAUGGUUACCUACUUCAACAUCGAGUUCACCAAGUGUCACAAGAAGACUGGUUUUUCAACUGCUCCAGAUGCACCAUACACCCACUGGAAGCAGACGGUGUUUUAUCUGGAGGACUAUUUGACAGUGCGAAGAGGAGAGGAAAUCAUUGGAAGCAUUGCUAUGAAGCCCAAUGAGAAAAACAUUCGUGACUUGGACUUUACCUUCGAGCUGGAUUUCAAAGGACAACUGUGUGAAGCAGCCAUUUCUCAUGACUACAAGAUGCGUUAAGCUCGACUUGAUGGGCCUUUGGUGUCCCACUGAGUGCAACCGCUGACCACCAGAGGGAAACAGAAACACUCCCAUGACCGCGGAUGGACACACUGUGUGAGAUAAAAGUGGCACAGAACAAGACAGAGACUAGGCCAAAGCCCAGGCCAACGUGGUCCCACUGACAAUAUUAUCAUUGUCAAUGCUGUGUUUGAUGAAGGCAAGAAGUUACUGAUGCCGACUGCGAAACAGCUCUGAAUAUAACACUGACAAAAAAGGCUAGCAGUAUUUUGUAGUCAUGAUGAAUAUUAUUGAUCACAGAUGUAUGUAUACGUGAGAUGGAGUGAUGUACAGUACAUGUGCAUUUUGUUUAGUGUUUGUUUUCCAAAAUAACUUGGACCUAAUGGAGGAACAGCUGACAAUUUUGAAAAUACACUAGAGCUAAUCUAUUGAAUAAUUCUGUUUCCCACAUUCUGUUAGACAAAGUUAAGAUGUAGUUCUUGUGUCAUAAUAUGUACUAUAGGGAAUAAAAUUAUUUAAAACUAUAUUAAUUUAGCUAUGUUGGAAAACUAACAGUAAUUGAACAACUACAGCCAAGGAGAACCCUGCACACUGUAGGUACAUGUAUAAGGUACAGUUAUGUGUUUGCAUAGGCCGUGCACUAGUAGAUUUCUGAGUGUACAUUGUUGUUGGACUGCCGAUGUGCCGUGUCAUCAGUUUGAGCUGUGAUGUUGACAUGCCAGUAGCAUAACUUUGCCAUCCUAAAUGCAUUGACCACCUGCCCAAGUGUACCUAGUUCUUUUACACGCUUCUGCAGUCUUUUUUUCUACAGUAGCAACAGAAAAUCUUGUUCGAUGUACCAUAUGUAUAUACAAGUACCCUGAUGUAAUACUGAUUUUUUUUUAUUUAUCUGAGUCUCAGACUUUAUUGAAGCUGAUGAAAAUUAUCUUUGCACUUCACCUUUGCUCUUACUAAGGUCAUUACCAAGGUAACCACUGAAUGGGUUUCUUCACUCAAACCAUGUGGAUAUUGGAUAUCUGAAGUUGUCUUGAAAACUUCUAAAGAUUACAGUAAAAAAUAUGAAUUCUUCUUUGAAGCAUUUAUUGAUAUAUAGUCAGUAUGUAAAGGUUUUAGAACCUUCAAGUUUUCUACGUUAUGUUUCAGACUCAUCUUCAAAUGGAUUCCAUUCAUUUUUCCCUCACCAGUUUACACACAAUCCUCCACAGUGAUAAAAUGAAAACAGGUUUUUGGAGUGUUUUUUAUUCAUUAAAUAUAAAAGACUGACAACUCAUUUAAUUCUCGAAUGGAAGAGAUCUGGAACUACCAACAGUCUUCAUAGAUCUGGUUGCCCAGCCAAAUGGAGGCGUCAAGGACAAAUGGCCUUGGUCAGACCAAGAACCCAAGGGUCAUUAUGAAUGAGAUCCAGAGUUCCUUUAUGGAGAUGUGAGAACCUUACACAAGGACAACCAUCGGUGCAGCACUCCACCAAUCAGGCCCCUAAGGUAGAGUGGCCAGAGGGAAGCCAGUCUUCACUAAAAGACACAUGACAGCCUGCUGGUAGUUUGUCAAAAGGCACCUAAAGGACUAUCAGACCAUGAGAAGCAUAAUCCUCUGGACUGAUGAAACAAAGAUUGAGCUCUUCGGUCACAAUUACCCAUGGUGUGUGUGGAGAAAACCAGGCACUCAGCAUCACCUUCCUAUCAUCCCUACAGUCAAACACGGUGGUGGCGGCAUUGUGCUAUUGGGAUGUUUUUCUACAACUGGGAGACUAGUUAGGACAGAGGGAAGGAUGGAUGCAGGAAAAUAUAGAGCAAUUCUAAAUGAAAAAUUUCUCCAAAGUGCUCAGGGUGGGGCAAAGGUUUAGGAUGUUGUCUUGUUGAAAUGUAAAGCAGACCUCCAAGAAAACACAGGAGUGGCUUCGGGAAAACUGUGAAAGUACGGGAGUGGCCCAGCCAGAGAAAAUGGCUGUGCACCAAUGCUCUCCAUCCAAACUGGUUGACCUUGAACAGUUCUGCCAAGAAGAAUGGAAGAAAGUUCCAAAAGAAAGGUGCCAAGCUUGUAUCUUCUUUCUCCAGAAGACUUGAGACAUCGCUGUUGUUGCUGCUAAAGGUGCUUUAAUCAAGUACUAAGUGAAGGGUCUGAAUAAUUAUGUAAAUGGGAUAUUUCAUUCUUUUACUUUUUAGAAAUUUAAAUAACAUUCCAACAACCUGUUUUUUACUUUGUCAUUGUGAAGUAUUGUGUGUAGAUUGAUGAGGGGGAAAAAAAUCAAUUUUAAUGAGCCUGAAACAUAAAAUGUGGAAAACUUGAAGGGGCCUGAAAACUUUCUGUACGGACUGUAAUGCUGCCUUUCUCACAUAUUCUAAUUGUGUGUUCUACACUACUGUCAUAUCCAGAAACAGCCAAAACUGGCCUCUGUUUCCAUGUCUUCUACACCAUGCAGAGAACCUCAUGAAUAUUUUCAGAGCUGUAGGCAAAACGUACAGUCAGAGCACUUGAGAGCAAUGAAGGAAACUAUACAUUCUAAUAACAAGAAACUGUAGUAUCAAACUGAGUGCUGCUUUCUGAGAGCACAUUUGGAAUGCAUCCACAGUAACAUGUCUGAUGAAAGCUGCUCAAAUUAAUGACAGAGCUAGAUUGACAUACAAUUAAAAAUUCUAUCUGGCAUGUUAAUUCCACAUAAAUUUGUUAUAUUGA